AUGAAUAGAGCGACAAGCUUACGCAAGUUCCUGAAGCCAGCUUGGCGCCUUAAUAGUGGCCCAAUACUCUCUGGAACUGUGGUGGUCUUACUAUUGUUUGUAUUUAUAAUGCUGCAGAGUUCAAAAGUAUCCUUCUCUGCUACCCCAGCAUCGUCAACUAUGGAUUCAGCGGUUGCCGAUCCUGAAGAGUCAGGGGCUCUCUCAAAAUGGGCAGUUCAUAAUUUGCCAGGUUUUGAUUUUCAGCGGUCAGAUAAGACAUUGGCUUUUGCGGACACAAACGGAUAUGUAGCUGAGGACUUAAGUCUACUGAAAGACCUGAAAGAGAAAGAAGGUGAUAUGAAAUCUAAGUUCAUAUACGAAAUGGAUGGAAAUGAUGAUUAUGAAAAGAAACAUAGAAAUUUAGCUUAUGAAUAUUACGAAAGAAUUUUUGAAGUGCUUUAUCAAGGUCGUCCAAACGUAUCGAGCUUGGACAGCUAUCAAAGUGACGAGAGGAUAUAUCAUGCGAGGUAUGACUCGCUUGAUAAAGAUGAGCAAAUAUUUGAUGAAGAGUAUUUAUCGAAAUUUUUGCAAUUAACUGAUGAGGAGUUAAAUACCAUGACUCGUGCUCAUAGGUUCGUGGUUGAAAAUUUGCCAGAAAGCUCUCCUAAAGAUUUGUACUCCGGGAAUGGAAUAGUCUACGUUGGAGGUGGAGAGUAUAAUUGGUUAACUUUGCUUUCUGUUAAGUCCAUAAGAGCUUUGGGAUGUACUUUGCCCAUUGAAAUUUUAAUCCCCACAAUAGAUGAAUAUGAACCAGACUUGUGUGCCAGAGUUUUUCCAGCUUUAAACGCUAAAUGUAUAUAUUUGCCAACGGCACUCUAUGAUCCUAAAAAAAAUUCUGCAAUUCCCAAUUUUGAAUUCAAGGGUUAUCAAUAUAAGGCAUUGGCAAUUUUAGUUCUGAGUUUCGAAAAUGUUUUGUUUUUAGAUAGUGACAACAUUCCUGUCUCUCGCCCUGAUGACUUAUUUACUCAAGAACCAUUCACUUCUAGAGGUUUAAUUGUCUGGCCCGAUUUCUGGAAGAGAGCGACAUCGCCUUACUAUUACCAGAUUGCUGGCAUGAAAUUAGGCAAAAAUUUAUUGCCAAGAUAUAACGAAGUUUCUGGAGAUUAUGAAGAAGUUUCUUCUCCAUACUCAACUAAUAACUGGAAAAAAUUUCCUUUGCAUCAGCGAGAAGGGAGUAUUCCAGACCCUACUUCAGAAUCUGGCCAACUAAUGAUUAACAAAGCUACCCAUAUCAAGGCAUUAUUACUAGCACUAUACUACAACCUAUAUGGUCCAACUCACUUUUACCCCUUGUUUUCUCAAGGAUCGGAUGGCGAGGGUGAUAAAGAGACUUUUCUAGCUGCAACAUGUGCAUUAAAAAAACCUUACUAUCAAGUGUCCAAAUUUUUAAAUGCGUUUGGCUACUUCAAAAAUUCAAACGAUUUCGAGGGAACUGCCAUGGGUCAGUAUAAUCCUAUUGAUGAUUUUCAUAUGAAUAUGCUUAGAAAAGAAUUAGCUACCAUGUCCUCAGAAGAAAGAUCUCAAUUGAUAAGGACAGAAGAGACUCUUGAAAAGGGUCCCCGUAUUUUAUUUGUUCAUUCCAAUUUCCCGAAACUAAACCCGUGGUCUCUUAAAACUAAGGGCACCAUAUUCAAUGAUGAGUCGAAACGAAUAAGAAUAUACGGUCUGGGAAUGAGACAACGAAUGGGCUAUGAUUUUGAAACAGUGCAAUGGACCAACAUGAAAUUUUUAUUAUGUGACUUGAAGAUUCAAUUGAAGGCCUUCGACCUUAUAGAUUUGACUGAUUUAUGCAAGGAAGUCAGUGAUCACUUGGAUUUUUUGAAAUCAACUAGCGACACCUUAGAAUAA
Priceomyces carsonii is the source of this 1887-nucleotide messenger RNA. RefSeq names its product alpha-1,2-mannosyltransferase MNN2 (gene MNN21). Gene Ontology annotation, cellular component: Golgi apparatus. Gene Ontology annotation, molecular function: alpha-1,2-mannosyltransferase activity. Gene Ontology annotation, biological process: mannan biosynthetic process. The transcript has a single exon. The record is from RefSeq and is a predicted model, not a curated record. NCBI's taxonomy places the organism in Eukaryota, Fungi, Ascomycota, Pichiomycetes, Serinales, Debaryomycetaceae. The coding region runs from base 1 to 1887 and encodes 628 amino acids.